GAAGUUCUGAGUGCGCAGGCGCGAGCGCAAGUCCUCCUCCGGCAAAAUGGCGAUGAGCUUGAUGUGCGGACGCCGGCAGCUUCUGCGCUUGUUACGGCCACAGCGUCAGUUCCAUAGCGUCGCAGGGCCCUCUCAUUGGCCGCGGAAACCGCUGACCUCAGGGCUCCUCUUUCCAACCGGCCGGUGCGGCGAGCGCCCGCACUAUGUCCUCCUCGCGGGCCCUGGUCCCCGGGGCCUCAGUACCUCCGUGAUCUUGUUCGCAGAAGCCCAGGUUCAGGCCCCUCCUGUCAUUCCUGCAACUCCCUCACCCACAGCAGUACCCGAGGUGGCUUCUGGAGAGACCGCAGAUGUAAUCCAAGCUGCUGCAGGACAGAGCUUCGCUGAACUGGGGCUGGGGUCAUACACCCCAGUGGGACUGAUUCAGAACUUACUGGAAUUUAUGCAUGUUAACCUAGGCCUACCUUGGUGGGGGGCCAUUGCUGCAUGUAAGGGAAACACAUCAUGGUCAAGCGUAGAAAUGGGAACUUCGGGGGUAGAACUUUAAAGACAGCAGUUCUGUAAGUGGAUGGAGGAAAUACAGCUGACCCUUGAAUGACCUGGGGGUUAGGGGCACUAACCCCACCCAACAUUGAAAUUCCAUGUAUAACUUGACUCCUCAAAAACUUAACUACUAAUAGCCUACUCUUAGAAGCCUUGCUGGUAAACAGUCAAUUAGUACAUGUUUUGUAUGUUACAUGUAUUCUAUAUUCUUAAAGUAAGGAAGAAAAAUACAUGUAC
Leptonychotes weddellii (Weddell seal) is the source of this 777-nucleotide messenger RNA. The record is from RefSeq and is a predicted model, not a curated record. NCBI's taxonomy places the organism in Eukaryota, Metazoa, Chordata, Mammalia, Carnivora, Phocidae.